Molecule: messenger RNA, 2367 nt
Organism: Linum tenue
Lineage: Eukaryota; Viridiplantae; Streptophyta; Magnoliopsida; Malpighiales; Linaceae
Source: the annotation of a GenBank genome assembly
GGCCAUCACCACAUAAUUAACCAACUCGACAACCCCAGCAGGCGAUAAUUCAAUCAUCUCUUAAUCAGAUCGCGAGUGCACAAAGCUUUAGGGCCAAAGCCACGACCAUGUCUGCCAGCCAGCUACCUCAGCGCUCUUAUUUAUUAUACGGUGAUCCGUAUUUCGAUUCCAAAUAUCGCAUGCUAAUUACGAAAGCGAUGAAAUUUUUGUUUCUUCCAAUCUUUCCCAGUGACCAAACAGCAGAGCAGGAAAAUAAACAGCAUAUACAGAGGAAUCCCACCAAUAUAAUCGACAGGGACUCGGAUCUCUUCAAUUGCAUAACCUUCCAGCGUGCUUCUGCAUGUCCAAAAUCGAACCUUUAAGGGUCCUCAGAUAUAAAGAUAACUGUUGCUGCCGCGCCGGAGCAAGAGGCGGCCGAGGGGAAGAUAGCGGACUUCAGUACGGCGGCGGAGAGGCUCAUCGGUGGGAAGAAAGGGAAGGGGAGACGAAAGAAUCCAAACCCAGAAGAAUACCAUCAUAUCCUUCCUGCUUAUUCCUUCUCCACCCUGGGAAUGGUUCCAAUCAUUCGUUAAUCGUCGGAACCCAAAUCCUCGAGGAUCCCUCACUCGCCAGGUGCCGCCUUUCCCCUUGCAAUUGGAUGAAUUGAGUAGGAGAGAAUCGAGCACUUCCAAUUCUGCUGGAAGGGUUGAAUUUUCUCGGACUUUCUUUGGGUUUUCCCUUUGUUUGGAACGGAAAGCGGGAAAAGGUGACAUUGGUGCUUGUUGGGUUUCUUUAUCUUGUGUUUCGUUCUGUUCUAGCUAGUCGCCCAAUGGCGGAUCUCAAAGAGCGAUUGCUUCCACCAAAACCAGCAUCAGCUGUAAACCUUAGGGAUGCUUCAUACAGGCCAUCUGCUUCCGGUCGUCAACCAUUUCAAGGGGUGGAUGUUAUGGGUUUGAAGAAACGUGGGCAAGGCCUGAGGUCUUGGAUUCGGGUUGAUUCAUCUGGCAACUCCCAGAUAAUCGAGGUCGACAAGUUCACUAUGAUGAGGCGCUGCGAUUUGCCUGCGCGUGAUCUCCGGCUGCUCGAUCCUCUGUUUGUCUACCCUUCAACGAUUCUUGGACGAGAGAAAGCUAUAGUUGUGAACUUGGAGCAGAUUAGGUGCAUAAUUACAGCUGAUGAGGUUCUGCUUCUGAAUUCGCUUGACAACUAUGUGUUGCAGUAUGUGGUGGAGCUGCAGCGUCGACUUACUACAGCUGCAGUAGGUGAGGUUUGGCAAUCGGAAGGUCCUGAAUUGAAUAGAAGGAGGAGUAGUAGGAAUUACGACAGUGUGUUUGGAACUCCAUCCCCUGAUUAUCUGCCCUUUGAGUUUAGAGCACUCGAGGUUGCUCUGGAGGCUGCCUGCACUUUCCUUGAUUCUCAGGCAGCAGAGUUGGAAAUUGAAGCCUAUCCAUUGCUAGAUGAACUGACAUCCAAGAUCAGCACACUCAAUUUGGAAAGAGUGCGUAGAUUAAAAAGCAGACUUGUAGCCUUAACCAGAAGAGUCCAGAAGGUUAGGGAUGAGAUAGAGCAGCUAAUGGAUGACGAUGGAGAUAUGGCUGAAAUGUAUCUCACCGAAAAGAAAAGUCGUAUGGAGUCACCAUUUCAUGAACAGGGUUCCAUGGGAUUCAGGUCAAAUGAUGGAGGGGUAUCGGCAUCAGCUCCAGUUUCCCCUGUUUCUUCACCCCCUGAUUCCAGGCGGCUGGACAAGUGCUUGAGCAUUGCACGGAGUCGACAUGAGAGCAUGAGGAGCUCAGAGAGCGGAACAGAGAGUAUAGAGGAGCUGGAAAUGUUGCUCGAAGCAUAUUUUGUGGUCAUUGAUAGCACCUUAAACAAGUUGACAUCGUUGAAGGAGUACAUUGAUGACACUGAAGAUUUCAUCAAUAUCCAGCUGGUACUGGAUAACGUCAGGAAUCAGCUGAUCCAAUUCGAGCUUAUACUCACUACUGCUACGUUUGUCGUGGCGAUUUUUGGGGUGGUAGCAGGUAUUUUCGGCAUGAACUUUGCGAUACCCCUGUUUGACAACCCGGGUGCUUUCAAGUGGGUGCUGAUGAUAACAGCAGUAUGUGGGAUUACCAUAUUCUGUGCAUUUGUAUGGUUCUUCAAAUACAGAAGACUCAUGCCGCUAUAGAAACACCAUUUUCGAUGUUGCUAUUUGUACUGAACAGAGUCUUUAGGACUUCCAAAAUUAUAGUUGCAACUUGCAAUGUCUCUGCAAUAUGUAUGCGAAUGGACUGAGGGAAGUGGAAAUGUGCCUCUUUCUCUCUUUUCUCUGAGCAUUAUCCAGUCCCUUUUUGAAAGGGAUAAUGAUUUCUCAAGUCCCUGAAUUUUGUUACUUUCAACAAAAAUGCC